Molecule: messenger RNA, 372 nt
Organism: Protopolystoma xenopodis
Lineage: Eukaryota; Metazoa; Platyhelminthes; Monogenea; Polystomatidea; Polystomatidae
Source: the annotation of a GenBank genome assembly
AUGCCGACCAUGAACAGGACAGACCAGCAGCGCCGGCUCGAUGCCUCCGCAGACAAGGACGCAAGCCGGCCAGCCAGCCGAACAGCCGGCCAGCCGGCCAGCCAAUCGCCGCGUCGGCUGCCGCGGACAGACUCGAACGAGGCAACCCGACGUGGGGCCGACGCUGUGACGUCGGUUUGCGGCGAGACAGACGAGACAGCCCAACAGCCGCGUCCGGUCUCCGUCAUGCGGUCUCAUUUGUUCGCUCUCUCACCCUCGACUGGCGGUGUCGGCAUGUGUUUUCCGCUCCCGCCCACAUCCGGCCCGAAUCCACCGGCCAUUCCGACAGACAGUUCGAGCCCGACCUCGCCAGAGUGCAUCCCCGCCUCAUAA